This is a messenger RNA of Prorocentrum cordatum, 468 nucleotides long. Lineage: Eukaryota; Dinophyceae; Prorocentrales; Prorocentraceae. The record is from the annotation of a GenBank genome assembly.
AUGGCAGUUGUUCCGUACAUAGCCGAGCUGAUGAGGGACGCAGCUCAGGAGGAUGCUGAGGCCAACGCGCAUGAAUAUUUAGACGAAGAGGCCCAGUGUUUGAACACCAACCUAUAUUACAUCCUGGUGGUGACAGUCGAGGACAAGGCCGAGGGCAUCGUGAACAGCGUUCCUGCAGGAGCAGGUCUGGAAGCGUUGCGAUUACUAUGUGUGGAGUUCGACCCGAAGGUGCCGUCGCGAGUCUCGGGGAUGCUGGGCUCUAUCUUGUAUCCACGUGUGCAGGAGAACGACCCGAUCAAGGGCAUCGUACCAUGGCAGACGCUGUUGAAGCGAUACGAGGAGCAGACGGGCAAGAAGGUCAUGGAGUCAACCGAGAAAUCGGUUCUAAGCGCGAUGCGGGUCCCAGACAAGCUUCGAGAACACCUGGGGCUGCACGAGGCGAGUUUCACGACGUGUGCGAAAUUUUCG